Messenger RNA from Eurytemora carolleeae, 1602 nucleotides. RefSeq names its product glycine-rich RNA-binding protein 2. Lineage: Eukaryota; Metazoa; Arthropoda; Copepoda; Calanoida; Temoridae. The transcript is spliced from 6 exons. Gene Ontology annotation, cellular component: precatalytic spliceosome. The record is from RefSeq and is a predicted model, not a curated record. Gene Ontology annotation, biological process: mRNA splicing, via spliceosome. Gene Ontology annotation, molecular function: mRNA binding; snRNA binding. The coding region runs from base 210 to 881 and encodes 223 amino acids.
UAGAUCUCCGAAUUGUGCGCAGGUCUAGUGUCUUGUACAGACAUGAAGCUGGACUCCAUAUUUAGACUUUCUAGACAGAGAGCUCACACCGUUUACCGAGGUGUUGUCGGGAGCUGUAAAAUUGUUGGUGUGAAGGGGAUCUAGUCUGAGAGAGAGAGAGAGGGAGCGAGAGAAAGAGAGAGAAUCCAUUUUGUGACUGAAAAAUCAAAAUGUCGUCAGAGGAGGGAUGUCGUCUUUUUGUCUAUGGAGUGUCUGAAGGGACCCCAAAUAUUGAAAUUCAGGUUGAAUUUGAGAAGUUUGGUUUGGUUGUUGAUACCUACAAUACUGGGAAGGGUUACGCCUUCGUAACUUUCGAUAACAAGGAGGAUGCAAUUACUGCUACUACAGAAAUGAACGGAGCCACAAUAUUCGGUCAAUCGAUUAAGGUUGAUGUGGCCAAGGGUCGUGCCGGGGGUGGCGGAGGCGGCGGUGGUGGCAGGGGACGUGGCGGAAGAGGGCGAGGCGGAUAUGGGGAUGGAGAAAGGCGUGGCGGUUAUGGAAAUCGCGACGGCGGUUACAGUGGCGGAAGAGGAGGCUAUGGAGAUGGAGAGAGGCGGGGAGGGUACGGGGACGGAGAAAGAAGAGGAAGAGGCGGUAGAGGUGGCGGAGAGAGAGGCCGAGGUGGACCCCGUGGCGGAGGUAGAGGUGGAUACGGGGGUGGAGAGCGUGGAGGCUAUGGCGGAGGAGACCGAGGCUAUAGUGGCGGAGACCGAGGCUAUGGCGGAGUUGAACGUGGAGGUUACGGCGGAGGAGAGCGAGGCUAUGGUGGUCGUGGCGGCGGAGGUAGAGGUUACGGUGGCGGAGAACGUAGCGGAUACCGUGGCGGACAAAAUGAAUAUUAAACCCUUCUUCACCCUUCUUCUCUUCUUUUCCCUUUACGUUAGACGGCUCCUCCAUGAUAUAAACCUAAAUGUAUAUUAUUAACCCCACUGGAUGUGUACAUUUUGUACAAUUGAUUACAUGUAACGGAACUAAGAUGUGACGCAAUUAAGAAAUAACGGAACUAUGUUGUAACGGAAUUAGAAUAUAACGGAACUAUGCUGUAACGGAACUAAGAUAAAAACAUUUAUGUUGUAAAAGAAACUAAAAUUUGUUUGUAAAAUCUCUCGCUCUCUCUCUCUCUCUCUUAAAGACUGGAAUUGACUGGUGGAGUUAAAACAAUUCAUGAAAGAAAUCGCGUCGGGAAUAAUAAUCAACACGCCAUUACAAAACUGUCUCGAAAAAAAAUAUUUUAAACAAUCCCUUGGCCUAAGUCUUUUUGUUAAGUAGUCAAAAGAAUGACGUCACAAUAUCAUCACGUAAACUUCCAUUUUGUAAGGACUGUUUGCGGAUUUACGAAGAAAAAAACCGUCCAGCUUUAAUCCGCGAAAACAUCCUACUUCCACUGUUUCAAACCUAUACCACCUCAUGUAGAGCCAAGUAUUUAAAACUGCAAUUAUAUGAUAAUAAUAAUUAUGAUUUAAUUUAGUUUUUAUCAAACUAUUCUGCUACAAAUGUAAUUUUAGUACAAACCUUUCUUUUCACUCUUUUGUAGUCUUUGAAAUAAAUUCUAUAGGAAACAUG